Messenger RNA from Aspergillus puulaauensis, 318 nucleotides. RefSeq lists its product as uncharacterized. NCBI's taxonomy places the organism in Eukaryota, Fungi, Ascomycota, Eurotiomycetes, Eurotiales, Aspergillaceae. The transcript has a single exon. The coding region runs from base 1 to 318 and encodes 105 amino acids. The record is from RefSeq and is a predicted model, not a curated record.
AUGGGUCCGAUCUGGCUCUACCGUAUGAUCGUCUGGUCAGCUCCACUCUGGACGGGAGAAUCAAGGACGCCACAAACAGACUCGUUCAUUUCUCUCGAGUCUCAGGCCUCAGACGAUGUCAAUAUUCCCUGCAGAAAAGACCACCGACUAUUUACUUUUACAAUCCCAGCAGCACAAGGGGCAAAGCAAAUCCUCACGGAUGUUUACUUGGCCAAUUCCCGUGUUUCUUCGCCCUUGGAUAGAAGAAGACUUUCAUUCGUCAGCACCCCAGCCCUCCCAGCAUUAGCGUCAACUAUACUUUAUGAUGCUGGAGGUUGA